Molecule: messenger RNA, 621 nt
Organism: Ceraceosorus bombacis
Lineage: Eukaryota; Fungi; Basidiomycota; Exobasidiomycetes; Ceraceosorales; Ceraceosoraceae
Source: the annotation of a GenBank genome assembly
UCUAGCUAUCACAAAAGGUAGAGAUAAGAUGGCGGUAGAAAGGCUCGAUGUGAACAGCACGCUUUUAGCAUGGAACAACAGACAAAGGCAGCAGCGGCACGCUCAAGACGACCUCCCUCGCCGCUGCGGGGUAGGCAGGCCGCGCCUGCUGUCGGAAAAAGGCAAGACAUCCAUGUAUGGGGCCCUCUGCAGCUCACCGCUCGGAGGGCUAGCGCCGCCGAAACACUCAGCCUGCUACGUGGCUCUAGCCGCUCAGGAGGACCGUAGUUUGGACUACGUAUGUAGCAGCAGAAGGACCUCGGGUGCUGCGCAAUAGGCACUCUGCCACUCCAUCGCUUUCUUUCUACAGCUCGAAUCACGGGCGGCAGGUGGAGACCGCAGCAAGUGGCGCCUACUGGCUGCUGUGGAAGCUGCCUUGCCGUACCCUGCGCAGGUAGUAUCAGAAUGCCGACACGAGUAAUGUUGGUGGCUGGACAUCGAUAGGCUGCGAGGCGCUCUGCGCCUCUUCCGCCCGAGUACAGCCCGCAGCGCGCCUUCCUGUUGAACGCGCGCGCUCAUAAAGGCCGUCUUCGCACAUGCACAUACGCCUCCUUUACGACCAUCAUCAUCAAUGAAUGCGUC